This is a messenger RNA of Annulohypoxylon maeteangense, 1819 nucleotides long. RefSeq lists its product as uncharacterized. The record is from RefSeq and is a predicted model, not a curated record. Bases 522 to 1772 code for a protein of 416 amino acids. NCBI's taxonomy places the organism in Eukaryota, Fungi, Ascomycota, Sordariomycetes, Xylariales, Hypoxylaceae. The transcript has 3 exons.
CAUGUUCCAGACACCUCUUAUUCCAAGCCUUGAAGGCCUAUAUCAAAAUCCCUAGAUUAUUCCCUACAACAUCCCUUCCAAGGUUCCUUUACCUAAGACAGUUCUCCCCAGCUCAAUGUUAUACGCGGCAAGGCUAUGGGAACGAGAUGAUCUCAAGAUAUAGUUUCCCAGGUUGGACGAUUCGUGCAUAUUUGGGUAUCACAGCAGCGCUGCACUUCGAAUCCCAUUGAACCAUCGUGGGUAGCAUUUAUUAGCUGCGCAACUCCAACAUUGGGGGCUGGCCGCAUCCUGGGAUGCGACCAUAUCAUAUUCAUACCCGCGUAGUUGCUGUUAUUCUUUUCUCCCUGCGCAGCUUUAUUCCUGCUUUCCUGAUGCUCAAUUCCUCAUUUCUUCCUCGAGGCAAUGGCGCAACGACAGACCCGCGAAUUCCGGUGAGGAAUAAAGAAUCUCGUACCCAUUAUUCCGCAACUUCAAUGUAUACCUGGAAGUCACGGAAACUGGGUAGUCAAAUUUGAACGGUCAUGGCUUCCGCUCCGGCGCCGUCCGAUGGUGGUUCGGUAACUACGACUAUGGCAAUAUGCGGAGUAGUCAUCGUUCUUGCCAUUAUCUUUGUCGCGCUCCGGUUUUACAUCCGUAUCUUCACUCGGGCGGGGUUGGGAUACGAUGACUGGUUAAUUCUACUAGGCGUCGUCACCAUAUUGAUAAUCAUGGUGUUACUUCUCGUGGGAAAUGCUAUCGACCCGGAUGGACUCCAGGUUGUGGAAAAUGCAGACCCGAAUUAUUUCUACGCUCCCGCGGAUAAGCUGUACGUCACAUAUUCAUUCGCCGCAGCCACCCUGUACUUCACUGCUGUCAGCGCUACCAAGCUAGGGAUUCUGUUCAUGUACUACCGCAUCUUUGCCCGAAGCGCUGCAUUCCGGUAUCAGCUAUUCAUCUCCGGAGGUUUGGUGUUAUGUUGGUGGAUAAUCUCUACUGUCUUAGCGAUUACGAAUUGCUUGCCCUUGGAAAUAAAUGUGCAAGGCACCAUCGACGACCCUAGGUAUUGUCGUAACUAUAAUGUCUUCUGGAUGGCGGCUGGAGUAUGUGAGAUUUUCAUCGAUACCCUUAUCCUAAGCUUACCGGUGGGGGUGGUGUUGAGGAUGGGUCUGUCACUGAGACAGAAACUUGCCGUUUCGGGGAUUUUUAUGCUGGGUUCAUUUGUCAUAAUAACUGGGAUUGUUAAAGUUAUUCUAGGAUACGAUCCACCUAAGCGUGCUCCGUCCUUUUCUCAGACCGAAAUAUGGGCGGGCAUACAUACUUGCAUCGCUACUAUUUCCGCCUGUCUACCCAUAUUUAGACCCCUUAUUCACCGCAUCGCCAAGUCAUCUUUCGUAACUAAGACAUCGACCAUCUUGUCAAUCCGACGACAAAUCGAGAGCCGCCAAUCCGAACGUCGGUGCAUAAUCGAGAGCAGUAGGAAUCAUGACGGCAAUGAGCGCGGUGGCGAUGUUGUCAUGGAACUUUCACAUGCUUUACCCUCCGGAGAAAUUGUGAUUCUCCAAGGUCCCUUACAGCAACCAAGCGCGGCGCAUAUGGUUUCCUCUUCUGAUCAAUUCGAUGACCUGCUGUUACCUAGGGAAUAUCCGCAAGAUGGUCGUCAAUCACGCCUCCAGCGACGGUCUCGAGUAGAAACGGCCGAAUCAUUCAUGACCGUGCAGUUGGCGAGCUAUUUGGAAUAUGGAACCGAUAGCAGCGAAACACUUGAUUUAUAUGACGGCCGAGAUAAAAAUUGAGCGUGCCACAGUGUACUUACCUACCUAGGUAUAUAAUACGAUAAAAU